This is a messenger RNA of Phlebotomus argentipes, 2529 nucleotides long. RefSeq names its product elongator complex protein 2 (gene Elp2). The transcript has 4 exons. NCBI's taxonomy places the organism in Eukaryota, Metazoa, Arthropoda, Insecta, Diptera, Psychodidae. Bases 241 to 2529 code for a protein of 762 amino acids. The record is from RefSeq and is a predicted model, not a curated record. Gene Ontology annotation, cellular component: elongator holoenzyme complex. Gene Ontology annotation, molecular function: protein binding. Gene Ontology annotation, biological process: tRNA wobble uridine modification.
ACUUCAAUUUCAUUCCCGCGCUCAUCUUAUCUCGUGUCUUGAUUGUUUUGAGGUGAACGUGUUGUUCUAUCUCGGGAAAUAACCCAAUUUUCGAGAUACAGGGCAGUGUACCACGGAUCUAGGCUACAGGAUAACAACUGUGAGCAUUUUGCGCAAGAACUAUGCGGAAACCCUUGAACUUGAAAGAAAGCAGUUUGACGUUCGAUGCGUAAACAAAUUACACGUGUUUGAUUCAUAAGGAUGAAAAUAGAGAAUUUGUACACAUCAGCCGCUUGCAACCGGACUUCCGGUGCUGUGGAUUGGUGCAUCUCGCGAGGAAUUAUUGCCUUUGGCACCUGCAACAGUGUGGCAACGACAAAGGAACAGCAAGGAAGCUGGCAAAUUACCCAGAUUCUUACUGGUCACAGAGGACUCGUGAACGCGGUAAAGUGGAUGCAAUGCGACCAGAAUGAAGACUUGGCAUUGAUGUCUGCUUCCGAUGAUGGCACUGUCAUUCUGUGGUUAUUCCGGGAUGGAGAAGAUUUCCCAACUAAAGUUCUUCUGGAAAGUGGCAGAAAGUGUGGUAUCUGCACAGUGGAUGGAGUAAAACUAUCUGGAAAAAUGACGAUUGCAGCCGGAUUCAAGGAUUCUUUCGUUGAAGUGUGGGAAAGGCGAGAGGAAAAUGUGUGCGUGAAAGAGACCCUGAAUCUAGGAAAAGGCUUCUGUCUGGCGAUCAGGAUGGCGCAAUUUCUCAACACAGAGAGUCUCAUGCUCCUUGUGGCCACCAGCGAAAGCAGGGUUAAUCUUUACAUAGAUUCUGACCAGGAAAAGGGAAAGUUUGAACUGAAGAAAACUCUUGUUGGACACUCGGAUUGGAUUCGAGGGAUUGACACUAGUUCAGAUGGUCAGCAGAUAACCAUAGCCACAUCUUCUCAAGACAAUAAUGUCCGACUGUGGCGAGUUUCAGCAUUCCAAGCGCCACUGACGAAUGAUUUCGAUGUGGCUCGGACUCACCUCGAGAGACUCAACUUCCAGCACUGCAAUGAGACUUACCAGGUGGUUUUGGAGUCUGUCCUAAAGAGCCACGAAGGGUGGGUGUAUAGUGUACAGUUGGGAAGGAAUUCUGCCGGGAAUCUUAAAGUUCUCUCGGCUUCUAUAGACAAGUCUGCAGUGAUCUGGACACAAUCCGAUGGCUUGUGGCUGGAAGAAGUCCGUUUGGGUGACUUGGGAGGCAAUCAAAUGGGCUUUCUGACGGCACAAUUCGGUGAGAAGUGCAACGCCGUACUCACGCAGAACUUCCAGGGAUGCUUGCAGAUUUGGCAGAAGUUGCCAGAGAGUGAAAACUGGGACGUGACGUGCACUUUCGGGGGUCAUUUUGGAGCUGUCCGGGAGAUUGCAUGGGAACCACUUGGAGAAUACUUAAUAUCUGUGUCUGCAGAUCAAACUACAAGGAUUCAUGGACAGUGGAAGCACGAAGAUCACACAACAUGGCACGAAAUCGCCCGACCACAGAUCCAUGGAUACGAUUUGCAAGCAAUAGUGCCAAUGUCGCGUUUUAAAUUCCUCUCCGCAGCCGAAGAGAAGAUCAUCAGGUGCUUUCAGGCGCCUACAAUUUUUGCAAGAAACUUCCAAGCUAUCUGCAAGCCAACAGAGGAUGAGGAACUUAAAAGUCUGCUGAGCAGUGACGUAGCAGGAGUGGAAAUUUCUGCUCUGGGACUCUCAGCUCAAACUCCAGACACUGCAAUUCUGACCGCUGUCUUGGAUUCCCCACCGAAUGAAGAGUAUCUCAAGCAGAAUUCCCUCUGGGUGGAACUCCAGAAACUCUAUGGACACGGAUAUGAUGUCUAUGCUCUCGCUGUGAGUCCGGACGGGAAGAUUCUGGCCUCUUCGUGCAAAGCUAGCAAUGCUGAACAUGCCAAAGUCAUUCUCUGGGACACUAGCACAUGGCAUCCCACUCAAAACCUACACGCUCAUCAACUCACCGUAACACAAAUCCGCUUUUCUCCGGACAAUCUACAGCUUUUGUUGGUUUCACGCGAUCGCAAGUUCAGCGUCUUCGAGAGACAGUCGUCAGAUGCCGAAAAAUUCUCCUGCACAGCGAUCAGUGAUAAAGCAAAUGGUAUUCACACAAGGAUCAUCUGGUGUUGUGGAUGGUCUCAUGACUCUAAAGUCUUUGCAACGGGUUCUAGGGAUGGGAAGUUGGUAUCCUGGAGAAAAUCAGGCACAUCUAAUGGGUCUCUAGGUGAGUUCAACGCUCUGGCUACACAGAACUUCACCGACGAAUCCGUGACUGCGCUAGAUUUCGCCGGAGAAUUUGUGCAGGAGAAACUAUUCGUGGCUGUGGGCUUCGAAUCCGGAAAGAUAGCCAUAUGUUCUCUGAGUGACAAAUGGGAGAUUCUUCAGAUAAUUGACAAUUCAAAUGCACACAGUUUGACAGUGAAGAGCUUGCGCUUCCGACCAGGAAAACCUCUUCAGUUCGCCAGCUGCGGAGAUGACCAUUUGCUGAGAAUAUUCAAUCUCCAAUGUCCCAACGAGAAAAUCCUUUAUUGA